Ectocarpus siliculosus is the source of this 2476-nucleotide messenger RNA. Lineage: Eukaryota; Phaeophyceae; Ectocarpales; Ectocarpaceae. The record is from the annotation of a GenBank genome assembly.
AUGGACGUGGCACUGAUGGAUCAACUGAUCCGUGAGCACACAUACGGUGGGCUUUUUUUUGCCGGCGCCGACGAGCGCGAGUCUGAUUCCGAGAGCGAGAGAGAAGAAGAAGAUUCAAACGAUGACGACGAAGCUAGUGGCUUGGAGGGAGAAAAGGAGGAGGAGGAGGAGGAGGAGGAGGAGGAGGAGGAGGAGGAAGAGCCAGCUUCUCCGGCCGGGCGCAAUGCCAAGAGGAGCAGCGGCGGCGGUGGCCGAGACAACGAAGAAGAGGAGGAAGAGAAAGGAGGUUCGGCGGCGGGAGAGCGUGGCGAUGGCAGCGGGAGGAGGCUGAACGGGAAGGGCAAGAAGAGAGGAGAGGGGGCGGCGGCGGCGGCGGCGGGGGGGGGCGGGGCGGUUGGGGGGGGCAAGGCAAAGAAGGCCAAGAAAAAGAAGACCAAGGACAAGGCGAAGGUCGCCAUCGACGUCAUCGUCGAGCGAGAAUGCCGCUACAACCCCGUGCCGUGGAGCAAGCGGCAGAGGCGAACAUCGGCAAACACGGUGGAUAUACUCCGAGCACGCCAACAGGGGUUCAACUCCAGGCGGCCGGCAUCGGCACCGUUGGGCGGGAGUUUCAUCCCCAACACUUUCUGCCGCCCCCUGGGCCGGUCCCAGCAGAAGAUGUUCUGCGGUCGGUUCUCCACUUCGGGCGACGUCCUUCUCACGGCAAGCCAGGACUCGGUCAUCAACCUCUACGAUUCCGAGAGCGUUUAUCGCUGGAGCGCCAAGUCAGCAGACCCGGAAGAGAACUACAGAGACGAGUUCCCGGGCUUCACCCGCGGCAUGUUCCGUUCCAGCCGGCGGAGGCUGUGGCACGGUGCCCCCAAGCCGCUCAAGACCAUCAGGUGUCUCGACACGGCGUGGAGCGUGAUCUCGACCGACUUCUCGCCCGACGAGAAGUGGCUGGCGUACUCGAGCUGGUCCCCGUACGUUCAUCUAUGCAACACUCGAGGCGACUACGAGCUGCACCAAGCUCUCGACUUCCAGCCGAAGCCCGGUGACUCGUUCUGCCUUUUCGCCAUCCAGUUUUCCCCCAGCAACACACACAUCCUGGGCGGCGGAUCCGACAACCACGUCUACCUCUACAGCCUCGAGAGGAAAGAGCGAGUGGCGCGCAUCAGCGCCCACGACGACGACGUGAACGCUGUGGCCUUUGCAGAUUCGGGAUCCCAGGUUGUACUAUCCGGCGGCGACGACUGCGUGAUCAAGAUCUGGGACUUGCGCUCUCCCGAUGCGGCGGUGGGGGGUCUCUGCGGACACCAGGCGGGGAUCACGUGCAUCACCGCCAAGGGCGACGGGCGCCACUUCAUCUCCAACAGCAAGGACCAGACCAUGAAGCUGUGGGACAUGCGUCGCAUGCUCGACCCUAAGGACGAUAAGAUGAAGAAGGCCGCCCAUAUCCCGCACUGGGACUACCGACAUAUGACCAUGUCCCUCCCCGCGCUGAGGCCGAUCAAGAGCAAGAGGGCCUCAGACGAGUCCGUCAAGACAUUCCACGGCCACAAGGUGCUGCAGACGCUCAUCCGCUGCUACUUCUCGCCCACGCACACCACGGGCCAGCGGUUCGUCAUGUCCGGGAGCGCGGACGGCAGUGUUUGCAUCUGGGAUAUUCUCACCGGCAACAUGGUGGAUAGCCUUUCUUGGCACACCGGCAACACUCGCGACGUCUCGUGGCACCCUCACCUCCCGCUCAUCGCGUCCUUCUCGUGGGACGCGGCGGUGGGCCUGUGGAGCUACAGCGGCGGCGCCCGAGACGAAAACACACGGAAAAGCGCGGGGAGGGGGGUAGAAGACAGGAAUAGAGGGGUGGAGAACGAUACGUAAACUUGUGGCUCUCAAAUAUGGUACACCCACCGCAUCUUGCCCUUUUUCUUUACGUUGUUUGGUGUUGGGAUUGUCUCUUCAUCGUACGUAGCGAUCGCGUCAGUCGCCCGUGCGCCCUGUCAUGCCAUCGUGCAUGUUGUAUGUGUGUGAACAUGUUUCCGUUGGCACCGUUUGGUCAAAGCCGCCCUUUAGUUUUUCCAGCACGCCGGCGGUGGCGGUGGCACUACACAUUGGCGAGGCCCGCACAUCCAGUACUACUACGCACCUCCACCCGUCCUUGCGGACAAGCAUCCCCCCGGCGCUUAUUGGUUUGCCCCUCCCCCCGGAAAAGGCUACAGUAGUGUGAGUAGGGGUCCUUGGUCAGCUUCCCUGGGUGACGUCGCCGAUCGGACAAGGAUUUUCGGCGACAAAGUUGCCAACCAGCAAGACCAAAGCGGGUGCGUGCACGUGUAGUACUCUUUUCUUCUCUACCGAUAGGCUUUUGUAUUACAUAUCUGUCUGUCGACGCUCGGAUUCUCCAUCAUCUGUUGCACCUACUUGUCGGCAUUUUUUUUCUUUUCUUCCGUAAAUUAUCCCCCCUUUUUUUUGUACAUUUCGAUCGUGGUUCUGUACAUGU